AUGGGACGGAUAAGUUAUCUGGUGUUUAGCGUGUGUCUGCUACAAGCCGCGCUCGCGGUCAAAGUUAAGGUGGUGAUGCACUCCGACCAGGAGGACUCCAAGAUGGAAGAGGACGAGGGCGGGCACACGGAGCCCUGGGACCACAAGAAGAGACUCGACGUCACCAUGAUGCCGUUCAUCAAGACCCGCAAGCACGCCGAUGAUAAUAAACAUAUAGAGUUAGACGAUGAAAAGCCUACCACUGAGAAACCAAAACAGCAACACCCAAACGAAAUGAUAUUUCCAUUAAUUUACCGCCAGAGCCAUGUCAACAGCAUGUUUAAAUUCGGUGAAAAUUGGUAUACUUGGUCGACUGAGAAAAGAACUGAUGGUUCAAAAGCAAUUAAUUACUACCUAUGCUAUGAUGAACCCAAACGUUGUGACGACAUAGGCUGGGAACGGACGGACGCGCUACCAAAAUGUGCGUUCCAAAUCGACUCCCUGCUACCAGAUGACCGAGCCUGCAUCAACAGUUUCGGCGUGGAACCCCGUUCAGGAGGCAUCUGUGACGGUGCUGAACAGAUGAAAGUUGCUGAAAUGGUACGUGCAUGUGGGCCCCGUAUUCGUUCCUUGUGGCGUUUUGUUCGCAUUGGACGCCGGCCCGCCAAUGCCGCUAAGCCUGCUGACGUCAAUUCACUUAUUUGUGAAGACGAGGAGGAAUGCUUUAUAACAAUUGAAUAUAGGAUACAUCAUGACCGAAUCACAUUUUCUCUGCAUGAGCCAACACGAGGACAGACUUUUAAGAGCGUUUUAAAACGCGAGGUGGCAGCAGAGGAAGAAAAGGUUUCGCCAGUAACCGAAGUGCAACCUCGAGUUGUGCAUCGGAGUAAAAAGGUAACGAAGGCAGAGGAACCGGCCAGGAGUGGCAAUAAGAAGUUCCGCGUAAACAUUAAAAGCAAAGCAGAAGGAAAAGGGGUCGUGAAGGAAAGGAACGACUCCGGCGCCUAUGCAAACCGAAGACCAGCCAAGAACAAAAUAAAGGUAAGAGAAGACCUCUCUGAAGAUAUUUCUGAAUAG
Spodoptera exigua (beet armyworm) is the source of this 1056-nucleotide messenger RNA. The record is from the annotation of a GenBank genome assembly. NCBI's taxonomy places the organism in Eukaryota, Metazoa, Arthropoda, Insecta, Lepidoptera, Noctuidae.